Molecule: messenger RNA, 3546 nt
Organism: Raphanus sativus (radish)
Lineage: Eukaryota; Viridiplantae; Streptophyta; Magnoliopsida; Brassicales; Brassicaceae
Exons: 6
Coding region: 1-3546 (1181 amino acids)
Source: RefSeq, a predicted model, not a curated record
AUGACGGCGCCGGAUCUCGCCAACUUUCCGCUGCUGGUGGACACGGCAAAUGGCUCACAGACAGUUAAGGAAGGGAAGACUCUUUCAUGGGUAGGGGUGGCUCAAUUAGGGCCUGUUUUGGCAACACAUGUGUUGACUUUUGGAUCGGAAGAAGGGAAAGACUUUGUUGAGGUUCCGGACGGUAUAAUCCAGAAUACGGUGCCUUUGUGGGAUGACCUAAUCGAAGGAAAGUUCAUGGACACUGCUCCACAUGUUGGAAAAAUUCACGCAAUAGUGAACAAAAUUUGGCCAUUGGGAAACCGAGCUAUAUGGAUUGAAGUUUUUGAAGUGGAUAAAACUACAGUCAAGUUUAGAAUCAAGGAUGCCAAUACACGAGCACGGAUCUUGCAUCGUGGAAUGUGGAAUAUUGCUAAUAUUCCAAUGGUUGUAUCGAAAUGGACUCCGGAGGAGGAAGAAGAGGAAGUCGAGAUCACUACAAUACCGAUGUGGGUUACGCUAAAGAACGUGCCGAGGAAAAUGUUCUCAUGGAAGGGAUUGGGGUUCAUCGCAAGUGCAGUAGGAAAGCCUAAAAGACUACAUCCCGACACUCUACUGUGUAAGAGUUUUGAGGAAGCAAAGGUGUUUGUGGAAGCAAAUAUGACUAAAGAAUUGCCUAAGUCUCAUCACUUCAAGUCAAACCUAGGAUUGGCGGCUGAUGUCCAGUUCGUAUAUCCCUGGCUACCGUCUAAGUGUAACUUAUGCUCUAAAUGGGGACAUGUUGGAGCAAAAUGCAGUGGUAAAGGUAAAAACAUUCGCAUCUUACAGAGAACAGAGGGAGAAGAGAAUCUCCUAAAGGAAACAGAAAGGAGUGAAUCUGCUUCGAAGCAAGCUGAGAAUAGUGAUGCAUCUAGCUCUGCACCACUACCGGUUGUGCCAGUCAUAACUGAGGGAGAGGAAGUGGAAAAAAGGGAGGAAUGCAAAGAUAUGGGGGAUGACUGGUCAAAUGUAUCUCCAGGGAAGCAAGCAAGAUCAAACCCACAAAUAAAUGAAGUUUCAAACAUCAUUAGUUCUCCCUCUCAAUUUGCUAUCUUGGGAGAGGAUCAUGAUGAGCGACAGAAUAUUUUAAACGAAGAAGAAGGAGAUAGCGAGGAAGGUGAGAUUUUGGAGAAACAAUUACCUGAUGAUUUAGAUCCUCACAAGGGUGAUGAUCAGCAGAAGCAGGAGGUGAUUGAUGAGGUUAAUACUCGGAGAACAUCUACUCGCAAUGCAAAAAAUCAGGCUAAGAAUGGUGGAGAUACAAAGACUCAAAGCACAAGCAGUCUUGCGAGUGCUAUGGGAGAUUUUAAUGAAACUCUUGAUAUGGAGGAUCAUUCAUGGCAUGGAGUCUCCCCUACGGUGACUCAGGGAAUGAGAGAGUUUGGGGAAAUUGUACAAUACUGUUCUCUGAUGGAUCUAGGAGCACAUGGACCGCAUUAUACAUGGUCUAAUAAAAGAACAGAGGGUCUUAUCUCGAAGAAGAUUGACCGAGUUAUGUUCAAUGAUCAUUGGCUUGCUGCCUACCCGCAAUCAUAUGCUGUGUUUGAGAGUGGUGGCUGCUCUGAUCAUCUUCGGUGUCGCAUCCAGCUCCGCUCGGAGUUGUCGCGCCCAAGACGACCAUUUAAAUUUGUAAACGCUAUCACAGAGUUGGAGGAAUUCAUGCCAAGUGUUCGUAGAUACUGGGAAGCUACUGAACCUAUAUUUUCAUCGACUUCAUCUUUAUUUAGAUUCUCAAAGAAGCUAAAGAAUUUGAAGCCUAUCAUACGAGAGUUGGGGAAGACAAAGAUGGGGAAGCUCUCUGUCAAAGCAAAGGCUUCUUUCGAUGAAUUAUGUGAAAAGCAGAAUGAGACAAUGAGAAAUCCAACACAGCAAAACAUGGAGGCGGAGGGUGAAGCGUUUAAGCGCUGGGACUUUGUCUCUGGGUUGGAAGAGAAAGUUUUAAAGCAGAAGUCCAAGAUGCAUUGGUUGGAUGUGGGAGAUAAGAAUAAUACUGCUUUUCAUAGAGGAGCAACUGCAAGAGAAAUAAUGAACUCGAUCAAGGAGAUAGAGUGCCUGGACGGAGUGGUGGUGAGGAAUCGAGAACAAAUAAAAACUGAAGCUGAGAGGCAUUUUCGAGAGUUUCUCCAGUUUAAGCCAUCGAACUAUACUGGUGCUGAGGUAACUGAACUUCAGGCUCUUCUAUCCUAUCGUUGCUCGGAGCUGGAUAAAGAAAGCCUAGUCAAAGAAGUCACAGCGGAAGAGAUAAUGAAAGUCUUGUUUGCAAUGCCGAGUGAGAAAUCCCCUGGUCCAGAUGGUUACACUGCAGAGUUCUAUAAAUCAGCAUGGCCAAUCAUUGGUUCUGAAUUUGUCAUUGCGGUUAAAAGUUUUUUCGAGAAGAGUUUUUUACCAAAAGGAGUGAACACCACCAUUUUGGCUCUCAUUCCAAAAGUAACAGGAACGAAGAAGAUGAAAGACUAUCGUCCCAUCUCUUGCUGCAACGUAAUAUACAAGGUGAUCUCGAAAAUCAUCGCCAACCGGUUAAAGAAGCUCCUCACGGACUUCAUUAGCCUGAAUCAAUUAAUCAGCUUUUGUCAAAGACCGGCUACUACUAGAGAAUCUUCUUCUAGCAACGGAGCUGCUCUAGGACUCCCGGAGAAAUUCAUACACUGGAUAUCUCUCUGUGUCACCACGGCCUCUUUCUCGGUUCAGGUUAAUGGAGAGUUGGCUGGGUUUUUUAAGAGUGAGAGGGGAAUUCGUCAGGGUUGUGCACUCUCGCCAUACCUGUUUGUGAUCAGUAUGAAUGUGCUAUCAAAAAUGUUGGAUAAAUCAGCAGUGGAGAAGAGGAUGGGCUAUCACCCAAAGUGUAAGAAUCUGAGCCUUACACACUUGAGAUUUGCGGAUGAUAUAUUAGUAUUCUCAUAUGGUAACUCUCAUUCCAUCGAGAACAUACUUGAGGUCUUCAAGAAGUUUGAAACCAUAUCGGGUUUAUUGAUGAGUGUUGAAAAAUCCACUAUCUUCUGUGCGGGGAUUGGAGAUAGCGCAAGGAAUGAACUACAAGAACGCUUCAGUAUGGAGGUGGGGAAGCUACCGGUCCGUUACCUUGGUUUACCCUUAUUAACAAAGCGAGAUUGCCUAAAGGAGAUUGAUAGUCUGUGCUGUGCAUUCCUCUGGUCUGGCCCAACACUAAAUGCGAAGCGAGCAAAGGUGGCAUGGGAAAAAGUUACUACUCUGAAGUCGGAAGGAGGAGGAACCAUCUGGGCAGUUAACAGUACAACAACAAUGGGUUCAUGGGUGUGGAAGAAGCUUCUGAAACGUAGAGACAAGGCAACAUACUUCCAUCGAAUGGAAGUAAGAGAUGGACAAGGCACCUCCUUCUGGUAUGAUUCAUGGUCAGAUAUGGGUCGUUUAAUAGAUCUCACGGGAGUUAGAGGAUGUAUUGAUAUGGGCAUUCCAUUAAAUGCAAGUGUUGCGACAGCUAUCGUUAGAAGACCUCGACGGCAUCGUUGUGAUUUAUAUGCUAUGGUAGAAGAAGUGUUGCACAAGCAACGAUGA